ACUAACAUAAGUAGGUGAAAAAAAAAACAUAGGAGGAAGAAAGAAGAAGGACCGAGCAUCUUCUAAAGAGUGAAAAAGCAUUUAGGAACAUUGGAAUAUGGGGGAGAUAACAUGUCGUCGUGGACAAACAUUCUUGAUUAAUUAGUAGUAACCAAAAAGACAUUGGCGCCUGUCUUGUUCCCGUUGCUUUUCCCAAAUCUUUAUCCCCAAUUCUCUCUCUUUCUCUCUCUUACUCAUACUCUCUCUCUCUCUCUCGGAUACUACUACUACUUUGGGGUUGGGGGAAGAUGAUAGCUUCUUCUUGCUUCUCCUUGAAGCUUUCUUAGGGUUUUUGGUGGUCCUCCGCUUCUCUUUAAUUUUUCCUCUUUUUGCCCAGUUUAUUUUUAGUAGAAUUUAGAAGAUCAUGGCUCAAAGGAGAGGACCUGAUCCGCCUCCGCCCCAGAGGCGGAUUCUGCGGACUCAAACUGCUGGUAAUCUUGGAGAGGCUAUGCUGGACAGUGAAGUUGUGCCAUCGUCUCUUGUGGAGAUUGCUCCUAUCCUUCGUGUAGCUAAUGAAGUUGAAGCUAGUAACCCGCGUGUUGCUUACUUAUGUCGGUUUUAUGCGUUCGAGAAGGCACACAGGCUUGAUCCUACAUCAGGUGGACGUGGUGUUCGCCAGUUUAAGACUGCGCUUCUUCAACGGUUAGAACGGGAGAAUGAAACAACUCUUGCAGGAAAGCAGAAGAGUGAUGCACGCGAGAUGCAGAGUUUCUAUCAGCACUACUACAAGAAAUACAUCCAAGCUUUGCAAAACGCUGCUGACAAAGCUGACCGUGCUCAACUUACAAAGGCAUAUCAAACUGCUGCUGUUCUCUUUGAAGUCUUGAAAGCUGUUAAUCAGACAGAAGAUGUGGAAGUGGCUGACGAGAUUUUGGAGGCUCAUACAAAGGUGGAAGAAAAAAGCCAAAUCUACGUGCCUUACAACAUUCUUCCUCUUGAUCCUGAUAGUCAAAAUCAGGCUAUAAUGAGACUUCCUGAGGUUAACCAAACAUUCAACUAA
Messenger RNA from Camelina sativa (false flax), 1039 nucleotides. Lineage: Eukaryota; Viridiplantae; Streptophyta; Magnoliopsida; Brassicales; Brassicaceae. The record is from RefSeq and is a predicted model, not a curated record.